AUUUUCCUUAAGUUAGUUUUCCCCUUUAUCCUAUCCUAAGUAAUAAUGUUAACCCUGUAUGUCAAAAACGGUAAUGUUAACGCUGUUAAAAACAAAAAGCUGUAAUUAGUUUAGUAACGACAAAAAAAAUAGUUUGGUAAAUACUAAGGAAAAUAACUAUUAUUCACUUGGGAGAGAGUCCAUAAGGAGAAGAAUGAACCUGAGAUGAUGUUGAGUGUGAAUGCAGAGAACAUUUGAGAAGCCGUUGUAUGAAGGAUUGUUCUUAAAUGAACACAACAAGAGAGACAACUGAAAGACGAGUUUGGUAAGAAAAACAAACAUUCUGUUUCUUGCUCUAUUUCCAAACACUUUAACUGCAUGGAGGGAUGAUGUUUGAUGACUGCCUUGCUCUUGUUUCGGGAGUGGAGCCAUGGACGUUCCAGCUGGACGUCCGUUUCAAGUCAGAGAUCUUCAGUUGAAUGCUCAGGUGGCGCUCGACUUCUUGUGCCCUGAAAGCGUUGGAGAGUUAGCUAGACUAGCCGAAGAGAUCCGGUGUUUACCGAACGACCAUGAGGCAAAACUUCAGAUUCUAGAGAUAGGAAAAGGAAAGAUAUCGUUAUACGCAGCUAGUUCAGCUAUCAAAGAAGUUCAGAAGCUGAUCUUGGAUCCAAAAUUUGGAGCAGAGCUUGGUUUUGAGGACGCUAACUUAACCAAAGCAGUCUCCAACAACUUGGAUAAGGCAAUCAAGCAGCCACAACAAAAUCAGCUGCAUUUGAUCAGUCAAGAAUUUGUACAGUAG
Brassica oleracea var. oleracea is the source of this 778-nucleotide messenger RNA. Its product is annotated as lysine-specific demethylase JMJ25. The transcript is spliced from 4 exons. Bases 410 to 778 code for a protein of 122 amino acids. Gene Ontology annotation, cellular component: histone deacetylase complex; chromatin. Gene Ontology annotation, biological process: regulation of transcription by RNA polymerase II. Gene Ontology annotation, molecular function: histone H3K9 demethylase activity; transcription coregulator activity; chromatin DNA binding. Lineage: Eukaryota; Viridiplantae; Streptophyta; Magnoliopsida; Brassicales; Brassicaceae. The record is from RefSeq and is a predicted model, not a curated record.